AUAACAAUAAGCCUAGCAACGAGACGCGAUCUAAAGGGAUACUGUAUGUUUCACUGAAGGGUGUAAAUUUCAGUUGUGGAUAAUGACAUCCUUGGAGCUUUUUAGGGCUCAAGAACACGACCCUGUAGUCCCGAAAGAAUGGGGCUCGGGAAAGUUCAAAGAGGAUGUGAAUGUCUACAUCCCGGGACCACCAACAUGGCAAUAUUCUGGAGAACCUAUAAAGCAACAUUAUGGACUGACACAGUUAAAACUUAGCAAUGUUAGGACCAAUGACCAGUUGUUGCAAAAGCCACAGGAAAGUCAGAUGGGACGCAUAAUGAUAAACAGAGAUUUCCCAGCUGAACAUCCAUACAGUUCUCACAUGCCGAGGUUUUCUGCUUUUCCUAAAUUUGAUGCAUCAGAAGACCCUAAAAGGGGCGUAGCAGCCAGAUACGAACAACCAAUCAACGCAGAAAUGCCAGCCACUGCCUUUGAUGUACAGAUAAUAAGUAAAACGAAAGGUUCCGGUAUUCGACAUGAAAUUCAAGCAAAGCCAAAAGAAUCUGAAAAAUUGGGUUUAGAAUGGCAAGGAGAAAGAGGAUUUCAUCAGCUGGUGAAAGCCAACGGAGGACGACAACAGUACUAUCCAAUACCACCCAAAACAGUUGUUCCGAAUCUACAGGAUCGUGGACCGGAAAUGAGACUGUCUAACAACACUGCCAAUGCGCUAAGAAAUAUAGAACGUGACCAGUGGCAAACGACGUAUGAUUUACAACAUACGGGCAUUGGACCAUCCAAUCCAAUGGCACUUGACAAUUUGGAAAACAAGUUAAAUGUCUACGGCACUUACGGUGUAGACGACAGUAAUUUGUAUCCCAGAUCAAAGAAUACCUUUGACCCACCCAGGCCAUUCGAAGGGAGAAUCUCCAGAAAACUCAUACCCAAACCACCACCACAAAAACCAGGUUCAUCAUGCGGGGAAAAUACUUCCUACCAACGAAUGAUGACUCUCCGAGAAAGGGAAGAAGACAGAUUGUGGAACGGAAAAGAAUAUGUAAGCCUUCCAGAACCAACGAAGCCGAAACAAAAAGGUAUCCGAUGGAAAGAAUUAAAUGAUCUUGCACACCCAGAACCAAAUCUGGAGAGGGUUGGGGAGGCACAAGAAGAACAGCCUGCUGAAGACAUACCCUAUUACCCAACAGUUGGUAAACCAGUAGCAACAGAAGAAAAUUAUCUCACAACAACAAAAGAGAGACAGGAUGAAGAAUUCCAGGAAAUGGAGGCAAGAAAUCGGUUCCAAGUUUUAGAGGCUCAGAAACCAAAUCGAGAUCUACCAUCUCUUCAAUAUAAAAUGGGAAAAGCAAACGUAUCGGAAAAACCCAAAACUUUCUACAAUCACGAAGGGCAAUACAAUGAGGAACGAGCAGGUUUAUAUAGAACAAAUUAUUUACCGGAACGGCUAGCUCAUUCAAUGAACCCAAGAGAAAGCAGUGCUGAAAUUAUGGACACAUUUCAUUCAUACAGAGGCAUUGAAGACCUUGAACUUCCAACCCGUUUAAAUCAAGAUGCCAAUGAUGCCUUAAGAUACAGUCGAACAUUGACUUCAGCAAAUGCAAAUCUUUCCGGCGACCGUAGGGAUUCAAGAGAAGUCUUAAGACCAUUACAAGAUCUGAAACAAUCACAGAAGCAGAAACUUCAACCAACUGACAUUUCUAGUAGGUACAGGGUCCAGGAAGGAGAAAUUAUCAACAAAGAAUGUGAAAUGGGAGAGAACUACAAUACACAAAAGUUUCUACAGGAAUACGAGUUGCCACGCUUUGCCAGAAAUGAACCACUAAAUGUCAUUUCAACAUCAAAUCAAAAAUUAUCUAAUGUUCGAGGAAUUUCUGGUCUGAAAAAUGGAAGUGGAAAAAGUGUUUCUUUCUCCGACAGCGUAACUGUAGCUAGUGCAUCAGGAAACGGACCUCUUCGUGUUUUCGGUACAACUUCGAAUGGGUUGACUUCUGAUGAAAGGCAGCUGAUUGAAUCUAUGGGCGAGGCAAAUGCGACUCAAUACACUAGCACACAUGCUAUGUAUAACAAGGAGAAUAAUGCUUUCAAUGAACAGAAACAACCUAAAUUUACGAUCUUUUCUAUUCAACCACCUGUUCAAGAAACAGUUGUAGAAUCCAAGCAGGGUACUGUAAUAGCCCAGAGGAAACCAAAACGAGCUGCCACUUCACUUGCGGACACAGAAUAUCGCGACGAAUUCGGAAGUCUUUCUUCAAAUGUAGCUCCAACAAAUUUAAGACAUUCAUUUUCUCUGAAGUCAGCAUACGAAAGUCAAUUUCCAGUGUAUAAUCAUAUAGGUUACAAGGAUGACAUGCGUUUUACAUGGGAACCGGGAAGUGGAGUACCUAGACCCCAGUCAACACUUUUAGGUAUACAAGAUACAUUUUCUAAAUCUGCAGUGCGAAGUAAGUUUCAUUCUCGUUUCAGUGAGUCCAAUCCCGAUUUACGACAAAACAUAGUAAACGGAAAGAAACACAGCUUCUUUGGAAUGAAUGGUCAAGUUUUACAUGGAUGAAAAUUUGUACACUUCUAUUAAUGACAUUCAAAAGCAUUUAAGAGCACAACACAAUGCUUUCUAUGGAAAAAUGAGCAGUAAAAUGAACUAAUAUUGAAAUUCGUUCUGAAAUGACAUGCUUCCUCUGGCGGAAAAUUGUUUUGCAUGUUGUUGUUUUUGCCUAAUUAAUAUUUGCACAGUAAUUUAGUGCAUUGGCAAAAUCGCAUUCUAUAGAGUGUUACACAUUGCUUUAGGAAUUUUAUCACAUCUAGGAAGUAAAAUGUCAAUAUAAUACUUCCAUGAUCUUACAAUUUUUCAUUCGUUUGAGCACAUUACGAGAAAAAUCUUUAAUUUACAAUUACAAAAAAGAAAUAAUUUUAAUGAUUCCUCAUUUUUGAGGUUUAAGUCCAUUCAAUUUUUUUCUCAUGUUUUUCAUUGUUGAUAAUAUUAUGAUAAUGUUUUAUGGAUUCCAUCUGUGAUAGCUAUUUUUUUCGUCAAUUUUUACUGACUCAGUAUGAUGAUGAACUGUGUGUUGAAAUCAAAGUAUUAUAUUUUUGUCGCGUAAUUGUUAUUGUUGUUUUGUUUUUUUAUCUUUUAAAAUAUUUUAUAUGUACCUGCACAAUCAGUAUUAUAUCAUGACAGCCGACGUUAGCAUGCCAUUUUCUGUUUGUUUGUUAAAAUGUUCAACGAUAAGGUUCAGUGUUACUGUAUAUUUCUUAAAUCUUUAAGGAUAUAUGUAUACGAAAUGUAUGUGGAUACGAAUUAUUCAUCGAUAAGAUUAUUUAAUUGUUGGAAGUGAAUUUUGAUCAGGUGUUAUUUGAAGAAAGUGAUAGUCCACAUAUUUAACAUGAUUUGUUCAUGAAUGGAAGUAUUCAAUUUUCUAUUUAUAGGCGUGCCAAUUAUUGUGCUGUCAGUUCAAUAAAAAUCUGCUCAAUUGU
Molecule: messenger RNA, 3462 nt
Organism: Mytilus californianus (California mussel)
Lineage: Eukaryota; Metazoa; Mollusca; Bivalvia; Mytilida; Mytilidae
Exons: 8
Coding region: 83-2545 (820 amino acids)
Cellular component (GO): centrosome
Source: RefSeq, a predicted model, not a curated record